Prunus armeniaca (apricot) is the source of this 435-nucleotide messenger RNA. The record is from the annotation of a GenBank genome assembly. Lineage: Eukaryota; Viridiplantae; Streptophyta; Magnoliopsida; Rosales; Rosaceae.
AUGCCGAUUGUACGAAAGGAUCUCAAAAAGCCCCCACUGCUAUUUUGCGAACUCGUGUCGACCUCAGAGGACUCUCCCAUGAGUCCCACAUCGAAACUAAGUACUAAGAGCACCCCAAAAGCCUUACAGAGAAUUCUCUCAAACUUACUUUGCCAUCGGAGGGUCUUGGGCUGGUACCACACUGGUGUUGAGCAAGGAGACCUGCAACAGGCAUGCCAUCCACUUCUCGAAGGCUGUUCGUACCCUCUUCGGAGGAACACCACCAAGAAUACCAAGUUUACUCCGACUAUGCACUCGGGCCAAAAUCUCCCCUACGCCGAAGGAUCGAGACCCUCCAGACAAGAGCACCCUAGCUACCGGUCAGGAGGAGAGGACGAUCGGCAAAAGAGAAGCCUCAGCAGAACUCUCGAUAGGUCGAGAAGCGCAGAGGCAUAG